UCCAACUGUAUUCCGCUUACACAGCAUUAAAUGUGAAGUAAAAUGCAUAUAAAAGACGUAUGAAUAAACAUCAUACCAUCGCAAUGAAUUUUUGGUCUGCCAAAAAGAGGAAUUAUUUCAUGGUACGCCCAAGUAAAUUAUUUCAAUUAAUUGAUUGCAACACUAUUUAAAAUAAAGUAAAAAUACUUGAUGGUCUUUGAUAACUGACAACAAUAACAUAACAAAGUAUGAAGUAGUAUCACCCAUUUAGAAUUAUAGUAUAUGAGGAUAUGAGGAUAUUAUGAGGAUAUUUACAAUAAUGAUUGAUAACUAUUUACACGCUGACUUCGAUGUUAUGUACAUUAGCGAAAAUAUACCUGGUCCAUCAGAACCAACCCUGGAGGCUGAGGAACUAGCGAAAAACUUCAAUUCUCAAAUAACGCAUUGCUGUAAAUGCAAUUCCAAAUGCUUGCCAGAUAGUUGUGAGUGUCUUGAAAUAUCUGGCGGUGCAAAUUACAGGUUGUUGGACCAACAGCAUUCAAAUUCAAGGGUUUAUGUAAUGAAUGUAAAAGGCAAUGUACAUUCUAACUCAUACCCAGUUGUUGAAUGCAAUGAUUUGUGUAAAUGUAAAGACAGUUGUGGUAAUAGACUUGUUCAGUAUGGACCGAUAAAAACACUUUAUGUUAAAUCAACACAGAAUAAACUAAAGGGGCUGGGCUUGUUCACAAAUACUCUAAUAUCACAAGGGUCGUUUGUAUGUGAAUAUGCUGGGGAAGUUUUAACUAAAAAACAAGCUCUGUUUCGUUAUAACAACAAUGAAAUGCACGGGAGAAUGAAUUAUAUUUUCUGUUUAAAUGAACAUGUUAUUGGCAGAAUUGUUCAAACUUAUAUUGAUCCCAGUAGUUUUGGUAAUAUAGGUAGGUAUAUAAACCAUAGCUGUUAUCCAAAUUGUGAAAUAGUACCUGUAAGAGUUAAUACACCUUUACCUAAACUCGCCGUGUUUAGUAUAAUGGAUAUACAACCUGAUGCGGAAAUAACUUUUGACUAUGGUUCUGAUGAUGUUAACAAUUGUGUGUCAAAUGUUACUACAAGAAAGCCUUGUCUAUGCAACAGUAGUCAUUGCAAAGGUUUUAUGCCCUACCUUCCUUGUUAAGUCUAUUAUAUGGCAGGCAAUAACUUAACUAUCUGAUUUAAAUGUGAAACAGAAUAGCUGUAAAUGAGUGUAUAUAUUAUACAUAAAUGGAUUACUGACAAUCUGUGAAAAAGGCGAGCAUUUCUGAAAUUUAAGAUGUGUUGGAUCCCUGGCAGGUGCAAUUUAGAGUUUAUAAUUUUGGAAUAUGGUGUGGUCUGUUGGGAGGUUUCAGCUCUGGCUAGUUACCACCCUACCAGUAAAGACUUGCCAUCAAGCGAUUUAGGAAUCAGUUACAGUGCAGCAUAGAAACUGAUUUGGCGUAUGGGUUUACUAUUACUCCCAUACCCCUGGUUUUGUUUUUUUACUGCAUUAUCACUUACCAUCUGGUGAGAUUGCAGAUAAAGGCUAAGUUUAAAAAAAAAUAGCUUUAACAAUGUCACUGUCUGCACAUCAAUGUUGGCAACAGUCUUAUUCCCUUCAAAUUGCUUGGCUCAGGUUGCCUUUCCACCAGCACUGUGUUCCACCACAAUUUAGUUAAACAGUGAGAGAGUUCAAGUCUAGGCUAUGAAACUAUGUCUGUUUCCCUAAUUAUAACUUGAAUAUCUUCUUACAACAUCCCUAGCUCCCAUCCUUAGGUCUCAAUUCUCUAUAAAAAACAUAAGUUUUGUUAAAGACAUUUCCAUGAGUUUUAUCUGAGCUCAGCUAUGUAAAUUAGGGUCCUUAUUGGUUGAUAUCAUAAACAUCCUUAGCAAUACACCUUAUCACAUCUCUGGUAGAAUAGCAGCCUUAGGGUGUUACCGAAAAAAACUGCACUGGAUCCCAACUAUUAUAGCUAUAAAAAUUUUAAGUUCCACGCACCCAUUUAAGGAACUUGAGUAAAAGUUGUCUUAAAAUGUAAACCUAUGAAAUUAAAAAUAAUGUGUUUAUUAUUUACAAAACAAAAUA
Pararge aegeria (speckled wood butterfly) is the source of this 2056-nucleotide messenger RNA. RefSeq names its product histone-lysine N-methyltransferase SETMAR. Bases 281 to 1132 code for a protein of 283 amino acids. Gene Ontology annotation, molecular function: zinc ion binding; protein binding; histone H3K9 methyltransferase activity. The transcript has a single exon. The record is from RefSeq and is a predicted model, not a curated record. Lineage: Eukaryota; Metazoa; Arthropoda; Insecta; Lepidoptera; Nymphalidae. Gene Ontology annotation, cellular component: nucleus.